AAGUUACUGUAAUCCAUAUUCUAUGACUGGAUGGCCAAUGCAUAGUUAUGCUGUGUCAUUUCUCAUAACUCUUUCCACCUUUUCUUCCAUUUCCCUACUAUAGGUGAAACAAAUUGAAGAUUAUGGCACUAAUUAACAAAAGCCAUCCUGAAGAGUUUAUUCUACUGGGCUUUGCUGACCGUCCUUGGCUAGAGCUUCCUCUAUUCGUUAUUCUUCUUAUAACAUACCCCAUGGCCAUGAUGGGAAACAUAGCCAUCAUUCUGGUGACCAAGCUAGACCCCCGUCUGCACAGCCCCAUGUAUUUCUUCCUCACUAACCUCUCCUUUUUGGACAUGUGCUAUACCACAAGCAUUGUCCCUCAGAUGCUGUUUAACCUGGGAAGCGCUAAGAAGACAAUAAGUUAUGUGGGGUGUGCAGCUCAACUUUAUUUCUUCCACAUAAUGGGGGGCACAGAAUGUCUGCUUCUGGCUAUCAUGUCUUUUGAUCGCUAUGUGGCCAUCUGCAAGCCUCUACACUACACCCUCGUCAUGAAUCAGCGUGUCUGUAUCCUAUCAGUGUCCACUGUGUGGCUGUGCGGAAUGACCUACGCUGUCUCCGAGGCCACUGUUACAUUGCAGUUACCACUGUGUGGUCUCAAUACCCUGGAUCACUUGUUGUGUGAGAUUCCUGUUCUAAUAAAGAAUGCCUGUGGUGAAAAGGGUGCUAAUGAACUCACACUGUCGGUGGUAUGCAUUUUUAUGUUAGCUGUUCCGCUAUGUUUAAUUCUUAUUUCCUAUGCUUGUAUUGGACAUGCUGUAUUCAAAAUUAAAUCUUCUGAGGGAAGGAUAAAAGCCUUUGGGACCUGUUCCUCCCAUCUCAUUGUCGUUUUCUUAUUUUAUGGUCCAGCCAUUAGCAUGUACCUUCAGCCCCCCUCCUCCAUCUCAAGGGACCAGCCCAAGUUCAUGGCUCUCUUCUAUGGAGUGGUGACUCCUACACUCAACCCUUUCAUCUACACCCUGCGGAAUAAGGAUGUAAAGGGGGCACUGGGCAAACUGGUGAGGAGCAUUUUCACUUCAAAGUGAUAGUGGAUGUCAAAUGAAAUUAUUUAACAAUAAGAGUAGGUUUAUUGGGAUUUCUCUAGUAACUCAUUCUUGUCUCCUAUUUCCCAAAAUCUCAUGCUAGGUGUUCUUCAUGCAAAAUAACUCACGUUUCUCAUAUUCUUUAUAAUGGUGUUAGUUAAGGAUGAUACUGGGCUCAGAUUCACUAGUAAGUGCACUCUGUUUCUGCAAAUAUAUUUAAAAUAUUUCUAUGCUGGUUGGUAUACUGAAUUUAGUAACUGCAUUAAAUAGUAACAAAAGAAGUAAUAAUAUAAAUUAUAAUAUAAGUUCAUGAGUUCAAGCAAAUUUUCAUAAAAUAACAUGGCAACCAUUUAUUAGUGGACUUCCUAUCACAGUGUCACCUGAGAAACACUUCAUCAUUCUCUGAAUGAGUGGCCCAUGUCUAAGUGGACAGCAUGGCUGCAAUGAAUAUCCAGUGUGAGGCACUCUAUAUUUUAGAACAACCAUGAUCUCGUAAGUUUAUCAACCUCAAUUUAUGUAGAGUCUAUUUCUUCAUAAAAUAUUCAUUGUUACUCUUGUUUAAUGAACAAAU
This is a messenger RNA of Equus caballus (horse), 1629 nucleotides long. The record is from RefSeq and is a predicted model, not a curated record. Lineage: Eukaryota; Metazoa; Chordata; Mammalia; Perissodactyla; Equidae.